Molecule: messenger RNA, 1293 nt
Organism: Humulus lupulus (European hop)
Lineage: Eukaryota; Viridiplantae; Streptophyta; Magnoliopsida; Rosales; Cannabaceae
Exons: 3
Coding region: 243-1220 (325 amino acids)
Source: RefSeq, a predicted model, not a curated record
AAAUUAGGGAAUGGGAUUCCAUUCUCUCCAUUUAUCUUUUUCUUUUUUUGUCGAUAGUGAUUCGCUUGAUCGCUUCUUGAUGAGAUAUCUCAUUCCAUUCCUCUGGAAUCAGAAUGAGAAUGUGAUUCCUCCAUUAUUUUCCCAUUCCUUUUCCCCCAAAAUUACCCUCUUAUUAAUGAAACCCAGAUCAAUUGACUCUCAUAAACCCUAAUUUUCAUCUCGGCGAUUUACAUGAUCACAGGAUGAAAAUGAAUAGAAAUACCAUAGAAAGAGGAAGAGGUAAGAACAAACACUAUUGGACACAUGAUGAGGAUGCUGCAUUACUUGAUUCAUUGCACGAAUUGUAUCAAAACGCCCUCUGGCGAGCUGAUUGCGGCUUCAAGAAUGGGUACUUAGCUCAAUUAGAGAUCAUGGUGGAAAGGAAGUUGCCUGGUUGUGAAUUAAAGGCAUCUCCGCAUAUCGAAUCGCGAAUCAAAACAUUGAAGGCAAAAUAUUAUGCUUUAUCUGAGAUGUUAUCUCAGAAAGGCUUUAGUUGGAAUGAUAAACAGAGUAUACUUGUAUGUGAAAGAAGUGUGUAUAAUGAUUGGGUGAAGAUUCACAAAGAAGCAAAUGGACUAUAUGGUAAACAGUUUUUGCACUAUAACAUAUUGAAGGAGAUUUAUGGUAAGGAGCGUACCACUGGUGCCGUUGUACGUAUUUCGAAUGUAGACAAGAAGGAGGAUGGGAUUCAUGAAGAUGAUUUGCCUAUAGAUGUAGAUUUGCAUUCAAACCGUGGUGUUGAUGUGAAUGUGGAGACUCAAAAUGAUGGUUCAGAUUCUUCAGAAGAUUACGAAGUAUCGUAUACUCAACAACCAAGUAGCCAUAGGCGUCGAUGCAAAUCACUAGAAAAUAGCCCGAGUGUUUCAAUUCGCGAUCGAAGGGUUAAAAUUAGGUUGAUGGAGGAGAUGGAUAAGAAUUUUGGGAAAAUGGCAGCUUCUAUAGCAACAAUGGCACAGAAGAUUGAAGGUUUGACUAACUUUUGGUCAAAUAAUAGAGAGGUGGCUGAUAUGCAAUCUAAACUUGAUAAAGAGUUAACUAGAAUUGAAGGAUUAACUGAAUUGCAAGUCUUCAGAGCUACAAACAUGUUGGCUACAAAACAUGAUUUGUUGAGAGUGUUCUUUUCAAUGUCUACAGAAAGGAAGAAAUCAUAUGUUUUCAACCUCCUAGAGUUUGGGAUUUAGCCAUUGGACAUAUACAUAUACAUGAUGUUAGGUAAAUAACUUUUCUAAUUAAUAAAAUUAUUAUUUUUAGUGA